Messenger RNA from Glossina fuscipes, 1841 nucleotides. It is a transcript of the gene fal, whose product is annotated as deoxynucleoside triphosphate triphosphohydrolase SAMHD1 homolog. Gene Ontology annotation, biological process: dGTP catabolic process. The transcript has 7 exons. The record is from RefSeq and is a predicted model, not a curated record. Gene Ontology annotation, cellular component: nucleus. NCBI's taxonomy places the organism in Eukaryota, Metazoa, Arthropoda, Insecta, Diptera, Glossinidae. Gene Ontology annotation, molecular function: dGTPase activity. Bases 357 to 1547 code for a protein of 396 amino acids.
GGAAUUUAUCAAGAGAAGUAAAAAAAAAUUAAAAAAUAUUGAAAGUUCUAAAAUACUUAGAUCGCUUUGCAGUUAAAUGUCGCUUAGAAUGCUCAAACAAUGGCUUACAAAUAUUUUGUUGUUCGGCAAUAAAAAAAAAAAAAAAUUGCGUUUUGAAUCGAUUACAAAAAUCUUCUAACUAAUAUUUAUAAGUUAUUAAGCUGCGAUUGAAACACAUACGCAAGCCGGCAGAGAGUGUGGACUUUCAGUUGGUUAUCGAAAAUGUGACGGGGAUGAAAAAAAAAAAAAAAUAGAAGGGAAUAUAUUUCUGACAAUUCGUGAUUGAGAAUACAAUAUUUAAAAAUUAAGUUGGGACUAUGGAAAUAUUAGAUGAGAUACAUGGUGUAAUAGUUUUACCGAUGGAUGUCAAGCCGAUUGUCGAAACUCCGAUCUUUGAACGUCUAAAGUCAAUACGUCAACUUGGUUUUAUGAAACUUGGUUACAAAGCGAAUGAUAGGAUAAUUGCACAUAAUCGCUACAAUCAUUCGAUUGGCACUUACCACACAGCUCUCUUAACGCUAGAUGCCAUUGAAAAAAACACAAUAUGGAUCAAGGCCAUGCAGCCGGAAGGCAAAAUUCCUUCUAUUUAUAAAGAUGCGGUCUUACUAGCUGCUCUCCUCCAUGAUAUUGGUCAUGGACCGUUUUCGCAUAGCUGGGAAUACGUUGAUCCUGAUUAUAACCAUGAAACGAUGAGCGGGAAACUGAUUGACAAGAUAUUUGCCGAAUGUCCACAAAUUUUCGCCCAUCUACGUGAAAACAAUAAUCGCGGCAUUGAUUUAAUUAAAUCCUUAAUAACUGGUCACCGUAAAGAUUUUAAACAUUCGCUGCCCAAUGAAUAUCGCUUCAUAUUUGAGAUUGUUAGCAAUAAGUUUUGCCAAAUCGAUGUCGAUAAAUGGGAUUAUCUGAAACGUGAUGGACAUCUGUUUGGCAAACUGUCGCUUAUAAAUUUUGAUGAAGUAUUCUUGAAUUCUCGUGCUAGCGAAGAUGGAGCCCAUGUCGAAUACUCAUGCGCUGACACACACAAGAUUAUUCAACUAUUUACGGCACGUUGGACUUUUUACAAGGAUUAUUACAGCCAAACAUAUAAUAUUACGCGUAAUGCUAUAUUAAGAAAAAUUAUUGGAAGGAAGUACACCUCUAAUGAUUUGGAAAAAUUUUAUGAGAUAAAGAAUUUUUUAAAGUUUAUUGAUGCGGAAGUAAUCGCAGCCAUCAAAGAUGAUGAUUUAACCAGAUUUUUAGAUGAAUCUACGACCUUCAAAGAAGUAUCUUGGAGAGAGUUCCAAUCUAUUUGUCGCUGCUUAAUCGAUUCAUAUCGUGAUUGCCAAUACAUUCAUAUAGAACGGGUUUUAGAGUAUUUCCCCAAAGAUGAAAUAUGUUUGUAUCCAAAUCGCGGGACAAUCGAUACGACAAUUGAUGAAACCUAUCCCUUAAGAAAAUGGAUUAAUUUUAUUUGCUCGGAAAGGGAUAACAUUAUAUAUUACACAGGUGACUUUGAGAAAAGGACGUGAACAUUUUCUUAAUCAUUUUUAAACAAAAUUUAACUUACGAUAAGACAAUGCCACAAAGAAGUAAAAAGUGCGAUUUCUACGUUAUUUGCGCCAGCACAAAAUUAUUAAGAGGGACACAUUUUUAUAUUCAUGUCUUUAUACGAUCGGUCGGCGUGUUCUGCUGUGAUGUGUGUUUUAUAGUUACAAUAUGUUUAAAUGUAAAAAACUGCCGACACUUAUGUAUACAUGUUAUAUUUGUUUGUUUUAUUUAUUCAUUUUACUAUUCGUACUUAAUAUAGUGAAUUGUAAAAAUUU